CCUGCGGUUACCCAGCUUGGGUAAAAGAGUAGGGUUGUUCCAAAAUUGACUCCUCUGGAUUGCAAAAUAUGUCGUUAACGGAAUCCUACAGUCUGAUGCAAUUGUUCCAUAUACUAAGCCCAAAAACCAACAUAUUCCAAGUAUAUUCCACCAAUGAAUCAUUUAUUUCACUGUAGGUUUUCUUAAACUUAUUCGAUGUGAAGGUUUCCUUACGCCAUGAUGAUAAAUCUUGCACUUAUCUCUCCAUUUAGAUUUCUGUACACUUUCCUGAUGCCGUAUUAUUAUCCACUGAAAUUUCUUAUCAGUUAGGGAUUCCCUACACCUUCCUUAAUCUGUUCUCCAUUUAGAUAUCCGUACACUGUGUUCUUCGGACUGCAGUACAUCCUCAAGAGAUGGCUGGUUGGGAAAGUGGUCACCGAAGAGGUCAUCCAGGAGGCCAGGAGAAUUUUCAAUGCUACGCACGGAGACGAGGAUACCUUCAACGAGGAGGGAUGGAAUCACAUCCUUAAGAAACAUGGUGGUUACCUCCCAGUCAGGAUCAAAGCCGUGGCCGAAGGCUCCGUCGUCCCAACUAGGAACGUUCUCUUCACCGUCGAAAAUACGGAUCCAGCGGUGCCCUGGCUCACUCAGUAUCUGGAGACGAUUCUGGUGCAAACUUGGUACCCAAUGACAGUGGCAACGGUAUCGAGGGUCUGCAAGCAACUUUUGUACAACUCUAAUGAACGAACCUCAGACGAUCAAAGUUUACUCUCUCAGUCGCUGAGUGAUUGCGGUUAUCGAGGAGCGUCCUCACUGGAAUCAGCUGCUGUAGGUGGAGCUGCACAUAUAGUCAACUUCACGACUACACAGAAUAUUGCCGGAACCUGUUUGCUGAGGAAGUACUACAAUGUGGAUGGUGUUCCAGCCUACGCAGGAGUAUCGUCUGAGCAUUCAACUGUUACUGCCUGGGGACGAAAAGACGAAACUGCAGCUCAAAGAAACACGAUGAAAACAUUUUUUGGAAGAAAAGUUGCCUGUGUUGUCGAUUCCUAUGAUAUAUGGAAGAGCAUAAACGACAUAUUUUGUGGAGAACUUAAAGACAUUAUUUUGCAACAUAAAAAUAAAGGUGGAACCUUAGCUAUAAGACCAGAUAGUGGAGACCCUAAACAAGUUUUACUGAAAUGUUUGGAUAUUCUUGGGAAGGAAUUUGGAACUGAGAAGAACUCGAAGGGAUACAAAGUUCUACCUUUAUUUAUGAAGGUGUUGCAGGCUGAUGGCAUCAACUGUCAAUCCCUUGCGGCCAUUCUCAAGGCGAUGGAAGAUAGUGGUUGGGCAUCUACUAAUGUUGUAUUUGGAUCUGGCGCUGCAUUACUGCAGAAGGUAGAUCGAGAUACCCAAAAGUGUGCUUACAAGUGCAGCCUUGCUGUGAUAGAUGGAAAGGAGCAUGAAGUAUUCAAGCAACCCAUCACUGACCCAGGAAAGCAUAGUAAACGAGGCAGAUUAGCACUCCUGUACAAGAACGGAGUUUACACUACUGUCAAGGCUUCAGAUUGCACUACAGAGAAGGACCAUCUGGAAAUUGUCUACGAAAACGGAAGACUGCUGAAGGACUUCAAUCUCGAGGAGAUCCGCGAAAGAGCCCAAGUGACCUGCGUUGAUACCGAGAUCUUAAAAUCUAUUGAGCAAGAUGCUUUACAGUGAAAGAAUGCCUAUUUUUUCGUUUUUAUCAGCAUUUUUACAACAUUUAGGAGGAUCCUUUAUUAAAUGUGGAAUGUAAAAAACCCCAUAUUCUUAAUUUUUUUUUUAAUGUGACCACAAGUCUGUUCAAGUAAGGAUGCUCUGUUCCUGCAGACUAUUCAUUAUCUUUUGAUAGUACAUUUUCAACACUGCUAUUGUAAAGACUGGUUUUGGUUUUGACUACAUAAUCGGAUAGAUAUGCUGAAGUAAGAAUGUCUGUUGUUACCAUAAAAACUAAAAUGAAUGAUAAUGCUCUUCCUCUACUGCCUUAGAAUUUGAGUAUGAUUAAUAAAGUUCUGUCGUAUUCAA
Macrobrachium nipponense is the source of this 2025-nucleotide messenger RNA. Its product is annotated as nicotinamide phosphoribosyltransferase-like. Gene Ontology annotation, biological process: NAD+ biosynthetic process. Gene Ontology annotation, molecular function: nicotinamide phosphoribosyltransferase activity. Lineage: Eukaryota; Metazoa; Arthropoda; Malacostraca; Decapoda; Palaemonidae. The record is from RefSeq and is a predicted model, not a curated record.